GAGCGUAGGCGCGAGGGUACGGUAUAUUCGGACCGUAUCAUGUGACCGUUAAGACACUGAGAGGGGUUACACUAUCUCUGAUGGCGUUACCCCUACUCCAGCACUCCCGGAUGCCGAAACUCAGUAUUCGCAGAUCAUGACAUCAAACUCUCAGGACGAUACUCAGGCGCCGUCGCCAACUCCAAGGUCGGAUGCGCAAACCGAGGAGCCAACAAGUGCAAUACCGACGGAAUCUCAUAGCAAGGAUCCGACGGAGGAUGCUAUAUCUGCAUUCCUGGCAUCGCCUACCACCAGGAGCUACUUGUGGCACUCGCCAAGCUAUACCGAGUCGCCCAGUCUGACUCCGACACUGCAAGAUGCGGCGAGUAGCAUUUAUAUCCUAUCCAGCUCAUCUUCGACGGUACAAAUGCCUAAUAGUACCAACCCAAUUCGAGUAGGACCGGGCCUGGUAAUUAUCUUAACCUCAGUAUCUUUGGCGAAGCAGCAACACGACCUUAUUACACCUACAACUCCUUCUGCCACUUCCGACCUUUCAUCCCCAGUUUCUGUCGGUCCUUCGCACACUGCAACGCCGCAGACUUCACCUAAAGACUAUUCUCUUCCGCGCCACCAGCUAAUCGUCCUUGUCAUUGGGUUCUUCAGUUUUCUCGGUCUGAUUCUCCUUGUCUAUUUCGUAGAAAGCAGGAACGCUUUCAAAAAUGGUUAAAUCGAGUACUAGGCAUCAAAGAAGGGAAAGUAGUACGGUGGAAAUUUGUUGAACGAGAUAGCUUGACCGAGGAGAAAGAACAGGAGAAGCGCGAGUGUUCCUUCA
This is a messenger RNA of Guyanagaster necrorhizus, 811 nucleotides long. RefSeq lists its product as uncharacterized. The coding region runs from base 137 to 706 and encodes 189 amino acids. NCBI's taxonomy places the organism in Eukaryota, Fungi, Basidiomycota, Agaricomycetes, Agaricales, Physalacriaceae. The record is from RefSeq and is a predicted model, not a curated record. The transcript is spliced from 2 exons.